UCUUAUUGUCUUUUGAUUCGUUUGCUUCUUUUUUCCAACCUUUUAUCGCCUGCAAGAUUGCUUUUGAUUCGUUUGAUUGAUGGAAAGAUGCCGGCUGUGUAUUUGAAUAAUCCCAAAGAUAGGCACAUUGAGAUAGCUGCUGAAAUGAUUGAUUUAAAUGUGGUUACUGAGCGGGACAUUGGUUUUCAAGUGGCUGAUUUAUUGGUACAUGUUUAUUGUACACAGUUUAAAAAUGUAGGGUUUAGUUAUGCUAUUGAUGUGCUUUCGACAUUUUCUAGUAAGGGUAUAUUUCCCUCUUUGAAGACUUGCAAUUUUUUGUUGAGUUCUUUAGUGAAAGCUAACGAGGUACAAAAGGGUAUUGAAAUGUAUGAAACUAUUUGUCGUGGUGUUUGUCCUGAUGUUUACUUGUUUAGUACAGCAAUUAAUGCAUUUUGCAAGGGAGGAAGGAUUGAGGAUGCAAUUGGGUUGUUUACAAAAAUGGAAGAGUUGGGUAUUGCUCCAAAUGUUGUAACUUACAAUAACAUUAUUCAUGGGUUAUGUAAGAAUGGGAGAUUAGAUGAGGCAUUUCAGUUUAAAGAGAAGAUGGUACUAAGGCAAUUGGAACCUAGUCUUAUAACUUACAGUAUUCUGAUUAAUGGUUUCAUUAAGUUGGAGAAAUUUGAUGAUGCAAAUUAUAUUUUGAAUGAAAUGUCCAAUAGGGGGUUUGUUCCGAAUGAAGUUGUUUAUAACACGUUGAUUGAUGGCUAUUGUAAAAAUGGAAAUAUUAAUGAGGCACUGGAUAUAAGGGAUGAUAUGAUAUCCAAGGGGAUGAGUCCCAAUUCAGUGACAUUUAACUCCCUUAUACAGGGGUUUUGUAAGAGUGGUCAAAUGGAUCAUGCAGAGAAUGUUUUAGAAGAGAUGCUAUCCAGAGGUUUAGUGGUAAACCAGGGAGCUUUUACUUCAGUUAUUCGCUUGCUAUGUGUAAGUUCUAAGUUUGAUUCUGCACUUUGUUUCGUUGAGGAGAUGUUGUUGAGAAAUUUAAGGCCUGGUGAUAGGUUGCUGACCUCAUUGGUUGUUGCACUCUGUAAGAAUGGAAAGCAUGCAGAGGCAAUUGAUCUUUGGUUUAGGCUGUUUGAGAAAGGUUUUGCAGCCAAUACUGUGACCUCAAAUGCAUUAAUUCAUGGAAUUUGUGGAGCAGGUAACAUGCAAGAAGCUGUUAAACUCCUCAAGGAGAUGCUAGCGAGGGGUUUGGUAUUGGAUAAGGUCACAUAUAACACGCUCAUCUUGGGCUGCUGCAAACAGGGGAAACUGGAUGAAGGUUUUAAGCUUAAGGAAGAUAUGAUGAAACGAGGAAUUCAGCCUGACAUAUGUACUUACAAUUUGCUGCUACAUGGGCUAUGUAAUAGUGGUAAAAUGGAUGAAGCUAUUAAGCUUUGGGAUAAGUGCAUAAGAAAUGGUUUUGUACCAGAUAUCUAUACAUAUGGGGUUAUGAUAGAUGGGUAUGGUAAAGCUGAUAAAACUGAAGAAGGUGAAAAUCUCUUUAAUGAGCUCAUCUCUAAGAAAGUAUCACUAAAUUCUGUUAUUUAUAAUACACUAAUUGGAGCAUACUGUAAAAAUGGAAAUAUGACAGCAGCUUUUAGACUUCUUAAUUACAUGAGAAGCAGGAGCACCCCACCUACUUUGGUUACAUAUUCUUCUCUAGUACAUGGAAUGUGCAAUAUUGGCCUUGUUGAAGAUGCAAAAAGUCUUUUUGGCGAAAUGAGAAAGGAAGGUUUGUUGCCAAAUGUUGUCUGUUACACUGCACUUAUAGGCGGUUAUUCUAAACUGGGUCAGAUGGAUAAAGUCAGGAAUGUCUUGGAAGAAAUGGCUUCAUUUAAUAUACAUCCUAAUAAAAUUACCUACACUAUCAUGAUUGAAGGUUAUUGCAAAUUGGGUGAUAUGAAGGAAGCAGCUAAACUUCUGACUUGGAUGGAAAAAAAAGGAAUUUCACCAGAUUCCAUCACUUAUAAUGUCUUCAUGGAUGGGUAUUGCAAGGAUGGAAAAAUGGAAGAAGCAUUCAGAGUAUGCGAUCAUAUGUUUAGUAAAGGAUUAUUCUUAGAUGAAAUUACAUAUACUACGUUGAUUAAUGGGUGGCAGUCAUCAUCAUUAACAAUUCAAGAAUGAUUGUGGAACUCUCAGGAGGAGGUCUGAUUGUGGAUGAUAUAAUAGCAUUCACUCACUAUCUGUCCAGAUUCAGGAUAGGUUCUUGAAAUCAAAUGGUUGCUGGUGCUUCCUUUUAGGUUUUGCAUGCGAGGUGGGACUUGUAAAGAUAGAAAUACUACUCAUCAUCUAAUUAGGGAAGCUCUCACAAAAUGAGUUGCUUGAAUGGGUUUAUUUUGGUUUGAUGAUUGAAGAAUGAUUUGAUAGCUGGGG
This is a messenger RNA of Pistacia vera, 2391 nucleotides long. RefSeq names its product pentatricopeptide repeat-containing protein At4g19440, chloroplastic-like. The transcript is spliced from 4 exons. NCBI's taxonomy places the organism in Eukaryota, Viridiplantae, Streptophyta, Magnoliopsida, Sapindales, Anacardiaceae. The record is from RefSeq and is a predicted model, not a curated record. Gene Ontology annotation, molecular function: protein binding. The coding region runs from base 88 to 2142 and encodes 684 amino acids.